Nicotiana tabacum (common tobacco) is the source of this 1318-nucleotide messenger RNA. The record is from RefSeq and is a predicted model, not a curated record. NCBI's taxonomy places the organism in Eukaryota, Viridiplantae, Streptophyta, Magnoliopsida, Solanales, Solanaceae.
AACAAUAUCUAACUAUGAGUACUACUAGAAGGACCAUACUCUUUUGGUUUAUCACCUUAGUCAUUGCCCUCUUUUCCAUCAUACUUUCCUUCUAUUCCAACCACUCUUCCACAAAUAGUGCUAUUGAAAAUACUAGCACAGAAAGUAGUUCUGGACUUGCUAUUCUACUAAGGGUUUUCAAGCAAAAUGGCCUAGAGGAUUUCUUUAAUAUUUUCAAAGAGAUUAUUAUUGCUCGUCGCCACCACCAUCAUCACCACCAUAGAAGGAGGAGGCAUAAACCUAAAUGUGACAAUUCUAAAUGGAACUCCAAGCUUGUAUCUAUGUAUGGCGUUUCACGUGUUAUUACUGUUGAUUUAAAUGGUUGUGCAAAUUUUAGCAGUGUACAAAAGGCCAUUGAUGCUGCUCCUGAUUUUAGCUCUACUAGAUCACUUAUAAUACUCGAUUCGGGAACAUACAAGGAGAAAGUGGUGAUAAACCCUAACAAGACAAAUUUGAUAAUAGAAGGCCAAGGUUACCUUAAUACUAUUAUCUCAUGGAAUGAUACUGCUAAUUCUACUGGUGGAACUGCCAAUAGCUUUACUGUUGCUAUUUAUGCUUCAAACUUCAUAGCAUAUAAUAUCAGCUUCCAGAAUACAGCGCCUAGUCCUUUGCCUGGUGAUGUUGGAGCACAGGCAGUGGCUGUAAGAGUAGGAGGAGAUCAAGCUGCAUUUUAUGGUUGUGGAUUUUAUGGAGCACAAGAUACUCUUAAUGAUGAUAGAGGAAGACAUUAUUUUAAAGAAUGCUUUAUUCAAGGAUCCAUUGAUUUUAUUUUUGGAAAUGGUAGAUCACUCUAUGAGGAUUGCACAAUAAGUUCAAUAGCAAAAGAAGGAACAAGUGGAGUUGGAGGAUCAAUCACAGCACAAGGAAGGAAUUCAGAGACAGAGAAAUCUGGAUUUUCAUUUGUGAAUUGCAGUAUUAGUGGCAAUGGAAAAGUGUGGCUUGGCCGUGCUUGGGGUGCUUUUGCUACUGUCGUCUUCUCCAAAACUUAUAUGUCGGAUGUGGUUUCCUCUGAUGGCUGGAAUGAUUGGAGAGAUCCUACUAGAGACCAAAGAGUAUUCUUUGGGGAGUACGAGUGUUAUGGAGCAGGAGCCAACUACACAUUUAGGGUACCCUAUUCAAAGCAGUUGAAGCAGAAUGAGGCAGCACUUUACAUGGAUGUUUCAUUUAUAGAUGGACAAGAAUGGCUUCUUAAAAUGGAGUAAACACAAUUCACUAACAUAGGCUCAAAAAGUAAAAGUUUAAAGAAAAUUUACUGAUUAAUAUAUUUUAAUUUCUUAGU